UGUGGUUAAUAAGACCCUCCUUUGUUUCCGGAGACCUGAUGGUGCGUGUGUGUGCAUAUUGGAGGCACCUAUAAAAUAAGAGAAUCAGAGAUCAUCAAAGAGGAUGUGAGGGAAAAACCACAUAUUACUUCAUCAGCUCUUUACCCAACUCUGUGUCUGAUGUUGUUUCAAACAGCAUUUUGUUGUUGUUCCGUACUGUAAAACCAGUGGGUUUUGUUGAAGAUAUGUCUGUAUUCUCAUAUACAUCUAGAACACUUUGCUUUCGGGUUUAGUUAAUGGUCGUAUAUUCAUGCAUGUGUACUUGGGAAUACUCCGAUACAUAUAGGUCCCUGCCUUGUGGAUUCGCUUAACCGAUAAUAUGUCUGUGUAGUCAUGUACAUGUAUAUAGAAAUAUGCCGAUAUAUCUAGGAUAUUUUCUCGGCUGCUCGGUACAGGCAGAUUUUGUUUCUUCUUGCCUUCUUGUCUUAAUAACAAGGUGGUCCAGCAGGUUCUUUCCACCUUCUUGUUUUGUGUUUUUUUUUUUUUCCCUUAAUGCUUUGGCAGAGGGCUUUAUUGCAUAUUAACCUGGCAUGCGCCCUUGCUUUGAUCUGAAUUUUCUUGUGUUCUGUUGUCUGGUUGUGCAGCCCAGCUCAAUGGCUCCUCUUACAGGACUACUGGAAAACAGAACACCUUUUUUCAUUGUCCUCAUCCCCCGAGAGAGAAGAAAGCUCUGCAGAUUCCCACAGACUUUGCCUUAGUUGGACUGUCUGACUUUGCUGUUUGUCUUUGGUAAGGUUAUGAGGAGUUAAAGUUGAUGUGGACCAAUUAAAAAGAGGCAGUUGUAAUAGCACCAGCUAUUUCAUGCUAUUUCGAAAUACACCUUUUAAGUUUUAGAAGAUAACUGUUACUUUGGUUGCGUGAAGAUUUUCAGUUUCUGUUUUACUCUUAUAAUUUUUGAGGGUGGUGGAAACUCAGUUAUAGGAAACACACCUCCAAAAUAUAUUUUUAUUAUGAUCUUUUGAUUAAAAAUAGCAGUGGUAAAGAAAUUAAGAGGAGCAUAUUUUUGGAUGAUGAAACGUUUAACUGGAUAGGUUUGGUUUUCUUUGCGAUUCUCUUUAUUAUUUUUAAUCACAUGUAUUUUAAUUCCUGGUAGUUUUGAGUAUAAAAUGAAAUGUGAACUAAGCAGUCUUCCACAGCAUCUGUUUAUGUAUAUUCCCUCAGUUUCAAGCAUUUGCUUUUAAUUUGAAGGGGAAGUUUUCCAUUGGUUGGAUCAGGAUCCAUUAUUCUUGGCAAAAUUCUUACCUCAUGCUACCAUGGUCAAAUUCUUUUCUUUUCUUUUUUUUUUUGGUAGAAGUUAAAAUUGGUAAAAGUUGUUUUUUCUAUUGGAAAGGUUUUGGUUUAUGAUGAAAGAUGUAAAUAAAAUUUUAAUAUCAAUUAGUUUAACUAGAUAAGUUAAUUUAAAAACAAGAGCUUCAUUAACUAGUAACACUAAUAUUGAAGCAUCCCAAAACAUUUAUAACCUGCCUGUCUUGAUUGCAUGAGACAUUUUUUAGGAAUCUCCUUGAAACAAACCAUAAGAGGGACUCUUAGAUAAACAGAGUGUAACCGGAAUUAUCACUGAAAUAGGCUUGCAUAGUAUUGCAAUACAGUGCAACUUUAAUUUUGCAAGACUGACUUAGCUAUUUUUUGUGUAAACAAAAGUACCUAAAUACAGCCUGGCCUUGUUAUUCAGCAUUCUGUUAAUCAAAAUCUUUACCAACCCACAGUUUAGCAUUUUUGUAGUAUGAUCCCAAAACAAAAACCCACUGCCUUCGAGCCAUUUCCAACGCAUAGAAAGUACCCCAUAGGGUUUCCAAGGCUGUAAAUCUUUAGGGAAGCAGAUUGCCACAUCUUUCUUCCGCGGAGCGGCUGGUGGGUUCAAACUGCCAACCUUUCAGUUAGCAGCCAAGCGCUUAACCACUGUGCCAUCAGGGUUCCUUGUAGUAUGAUUAGUGAAGAAAAAUUCUAAAGUAACUUCUAUAUCAUCACAAUAGAUUAAAUUGUUAAAUUCUGUUUUAGUAUUAAAUAUAUGCAUUCAUUGGAAACCCUAAUAUUGAUAUAUUAGUGAUGGUAAUAGCAUAUAUGAUAACACAUUGUUAAUCAAAACUGGGAUGCAUUUUCCUCCCAACAAUGUCUGAUAACAAAAAGUAGAUUGUUUUUCCAUUGAGCAUUCCGUAUCAAUAAUUUUCUUUUUCAAAUGGCAGUUCAUUCUGAAGUCAGUAAGACAGUAAUGUUAUUGUAAUGUAUUAGCUUGAACCAUAUGGAAUUGCCAUUUUUAAAAGUAAAAAAUGGCCAAAUAUCAAUUUCAUAAGACUUAACCCAGUAGUAGAAUGUUUGGAAGAUAAUUACAAAUUUAGAUUCUGUGGCUCUCAGUGUUUUUUGUGUCUAUUGUUUUGUUUCCUUUUUAUCUUUGUUAGUAACAGUAGAGGUAUUUUCUACAUUUACCAGGUAUGACAGAGGAGAGAAUGUGAUUUGUCCAAGGACAUAGAGAUUCAAAAUCUGCAGUCUUAAGUAAUUGGAAAAAAAAUUUCUGUUUUAACAAGGUUGGACAUGUACCUAGAAAAAAAAAGAGUACUACUAUAGCAGUCCGUUGUCCCAUCCUGCGCAUUCCCAGUUUUCAAUCCCGGUGAGGCAGCCACUUUAAAUUCUUAGCAGCCUUCUUGUAUUUACCUUCACAUUUAUUUUGUUUUUAAUGUUUAUACUGCUAUUUCUUGAUUUUUUCAGCUUUAGAUAUUAUCUGUGGGCUUCUACUUUGGAAGUUGAGGACUUAGCUCUCCCACACAACCAUUUCUCCAUCCCCCACUCAUAACUAUACUUCACAGUUCUUAGUUAAGUCAGUAUUCAGUAUUUAUGUGAUUAUGACAAUGUACUUAUUAUUCACAAAAGAACCAUGUAGUGUACUGUUACUACAUUUUCAUUCUUGUACAACUUAUUGUUUCUCCUGAAUUAAAUAAUUGCCUCUUUUGUUUGUUUGUGUGUUUUUCAUUUGCAUAGUUUUCUUUGUGCCAGUCACUAAUUCAUCCUCAAAGUCUAUAACAGAGCUGGUAAUCUCUCAGUGUUUUCAGGUUACCUCUCAGUUUCAUUUCUUUUUCCUUGGAGACAGUCUUCUUGGAGCUCUCGCUGUCCUAUCCCAAUCUAGAUUGAUUUGAUCUCUGGGUUGCUGUAUAACUGUAAUCCUGGGACUUCCCUUUGUCAUCAUCUUGGGAAUCCCCUUUGCAUUCCUCCUGUGUUGGGUCGCCUAUUUCCUGGAUCCCAUGUCUUCCUUACUCUUUAGUAGCUUCCUGAGAAAGGACACAUGCAAAGUCUGUAAUUCCUUCCAGAAUUCAGAAGUUGCAUGUCUGGAAAUGUCUUCAUUUUACCCUCACACUUGAAUGGUGGUUUAGCUGGGUAUUGAAUUCUGGGUUGAAGAUUCGUGUCCCUCUUGUUAAAGGCAUUUUUCCAUUAGCUUCCAGUGUUGCUAUUGAGAAAUCCAAUGCCAUUCUAAUCCCCAUUCCCUUGUGUAUGACCUCCCCCCACACACACUCUGGAAAUUUUUAGAAUCUUUUGUUUAUUCCUGAUGUAGUGACAUUUCAUGAUGGUCUUUUACUUUGUUUGUGUGGCAGAUUGUGUUUUCCAAAAAUGACUAUAUAUGUGAACACACGCACACACACGUUCACACACAUCAUCCCACCCAAUAUAGGCUUCUUUGUGGGGUUUACAGGUGAGGUCUGUGUUUCCUCCCUUGUACCUGGGCAGACACAAAUGCUUCCCAGAAUGUUUUAGAUCUUGAGCCAGCAUUGUGGUUUAGGAGCAUGACUGGGUGAUCAAGAGCAUACACCUGAACAGUGGCCACUGCUAGAUGUCCAGAGCCAUCCAGGUCGGCAUCUACCUUCCCCUUUGUCUUGUGACAGCUAUUCAGACAUUUAGAUCAAGCACUAUGAUGGAUGUGUAUCUGUGGUGGGAAGGUGUUUAGGUUUUGUUUUAUUACGUUUAAAUGGAAUUGUUGCUGGAAACACCAGUUAACAUCAGGGAUAGUUUCUUCAAGCAGUGAAAUGCAGUCACUUUCGGAAUCAACAGAAAGGUUAUCGGUACAUUUUAAAAAAACAAAUCCACCUUCGGAAGUGACAGAACCAUUCAUGACCAAAAAGAAAUUAUCUUUAAUCUUCAUGAUUAAAAAUCUCAUGAGUAAAUAUGAUAAAUGUAUUGUUUGCAGAAAUUCUUGUGAUGAGAAGAUGGAGACAAAAUGGAACUCCGGAGACCAUAGCUUGAUUGGACAUUGACAGUGACUUUUGUAUUUGUCCCAUGGAUACAUAUUUUUUUUUAAUAUUCUUUUUUUACUCAUGCAUUUGUUUCUGUUUUCAGCUGCCUUGUCCCUCAUCUGGCUUUUCUGUGACUCCACAGGAGUGACUGAGUAUUGCUAAAGAACUUUAGGUUCAUAACCAAAAAUCUGAAGUGAAUGCUUAGCACUGCCCAGGAAAACUACCACUGAUUCCGAGUGUCUAUUAUGCCCACCUGUACAAGAACCAGGACGUGGGUGAUGAGCCAUUAAUGUAGGGUAAAAUCUGGCUCUAAAGAAGGAGGCUCACUGGCCCAUUCACCAAACUUAAGAGAUGUUGAGAAUUAAACAUCCACAGUUCAUCCAUGAGCUCGGAUUUCCCUCAUUACAACUUCAGGAUGCCUAACAUCGGAUUCCAGAAUCUGCCUCUCAACAUAUAUAUUGUGGUUUUUGGCACUGCUAUAUUUGUCUUCAUCCUUAGUUUACUCUUCUGUUGCUACUUGAUUAGGCUAAGACAUCAAGCACACAAAGAAUUUUAUGCCUACAAACAGGUUAUAUUAAAAGAAAAAGUAAAAGAACUAAAUUUACAUGAGCUCUGUGCAGUGUGUCUGGAAGACUUCAAGCCUCGCGAUGAGCUGGGGAUUUGUCCAUGUAAGCACGCCUUCCACAGAAAGUGCCUUAUUAAGUGGCUGGAGGUGCGGAAAGUGUGUCCACUGUGCAACAUGCCAGUUCUGCAGCUGGCCCAGUUGCACAGUAAGCAGGACCGUGGACUCCCACAGGGGCCCCUCCCUGGGGCGGAGAACAUUGUAUAGCUCACCACAAGGAUCAGACUGUUGCAGGAUAUGCCAUUCGUGUGGAGCCAGGAGGAGCACAAGCAGUCUCUGGGUUGGCUGCUCUCCACCUGAGGUACCAGCUGCCAUUUCCUUUGCCUCAUGAAGCACUCUUAGGCUAGCCAAGCUAGGAACCCAUACAUCUGGGUCUUGUGACAACCAAAGCACUCUACCCUGCUGACACUACCCCAUGCCAGGAGAAGAGGAGUGGAUGAGGCUGCAGGUUUUGUUCAAGAAGCUUCAUGAGGGUCUCUUACUACCUUCAUUACACUCUGUCUCCCAGACACUUAUCUCCAUGUCAACGUGAAUCUUUACCAAGCAGAAGGGAAGAUAAACACAAGUGUUAGAGAAGGGAACCGAGGGCAGGUCUUUAAAGCCACACACCCCACACUGUGGACAGAUGCCCUUCUAUGCAGACCGUGCAUGCCUUUGCAGCAGCAAACCAUCCCGGCAGUCCCUGAGCCAAGUAAACCAGCGGUACCUCAUCCGAAGCAUGACCAGGUGCCAGUGAUUGGUGAGGCAGUGCCAAUAAGGCUUUUCACGUAUGUUCCUUCAAUAAGGCCUCCUUGGACCCCAAAGGCUUUAGUCACAGCAGAGCAGCCAUGCCCCUCACGGGGCCCUUCUCACUCAAGUUCAUGGCACCCGCCAUCAAAUCAGCUAAGCUCAAAACAUUAGACACGCUUGGAAAGUCCUGGUUGGAAGCCAUUUCCUCCUGUCAUUUCCCCCUCAUACUCACCACUGAGGCACCAUAGCCAAGUCACCGGUCAGGAACCCCGGCAGGAGGUGGGCCUCUGAGCCCGCGCUGUCCCUGUGUGACCCAGGGGGGUGCCAGAGUGCUGCCCACAGGCCCACGUGCUGCAUGGCUCCAGGGUAGCCGCUGGUCUCUGCCCACUGCCCUGCAGAAGCCGCUGUGAGCCCCUCAGGCUACUCCGAAGAGGAGCACCUUCCUGAGAAUGGCCAGUCCUCCUGGCCCAGCUAAGACGGGAGGAGGAGGCUGACCCCCUUCCUCACCUUUCUCCCUUCCCUCUGUCCUCCCCGAAGGCACAGGCUCUGCCUUUUCCUUCCCUCUCUUGCGCUGUUUCACUUAAGGAAGAAUGCCUGUCACUGACUUUUUAACACUUUAAAGCAUCCCAAGUAAGAUCCCUCCAUAAUUCUGAAGCCAGCGAUCCACUUGAAAUUGUAAAUAGUUUCAGGAAGCUCCUGCCAGGCUGCUCACCCUUUGGUGGUACCUAGUCAGUGUUUGGACUUUUGAUAACUAAUUUAAGUGUCUUUAUAGGAGAGAAAUGCAUGCUGCUCUUUGGCUCUUUCUGUCCAACUUUUCUAGAAGUGACUCAGAGUCCCUUAGGAUUCGUGAAUUUUGUAUAAACCAGCUAUGUAAAGCAGCAGUGGGUCAGAUAGGAAGUUCUUUCCACACUCCUGCUCUCCACCUCUCUCAUCAUAAGGAGUGCCUGCCUCAACUCAUCCCCAACUGCUCUGCCUCUGCUCCGUCCCACAGUUGUGGGUGGGGAUGUUUUUACUCACAAAUAAGGUCUGCAUGAUAUGGAGGGAGCUUUGCUGCUCUGUUCAUGGCAUGUCUCCAGAGAUUUUUUUCUGGAAUCCAACCUCUGCCAUCUUAGAAUGGGAGAGGGAACUUGACCGUGGCUCAGGUGGCUGGGGUCAGAUGAGGAAAAUUCCCAUUAGCCUAGAAAGUGCUGGGCAGAAUCCAGUUUGGAAAGUUACAGCUCCAGUUGGUCAGAAUUGGCUGUUUCCUAUGUAUGACCUACUCGUGGUAUGCCGAUUGGACUGCUUCCUAAGCAGGGCCAGGGAAGUGUGGACUCUUUUUAUAUGAAAGCCUUAGCCUGUUUGGCGCCCAUGCAAAGAACCGUUUGUACUCUCCUACCUUCACCUUCUGUCUCUGUUCUCAGUUUGUAGCACAGCAGAGUUGAACGCUGCGAAACGCUCAGUUUACAGGGAAAUGUCUUCAGUGACCAGUGUCAGAAGUAGGCUGGCUCCUGGACUAGCCUCCUUAGUGGCCAACCCCCAUCAUUUUCCAUAGAGUGGCCUUGAGACAAACAUCACCUCUUUAUUAUGGGGCUCCAGUAGGAAAGAGAAUUUUUUUUUACCUUCAAAGGAGGAGUUCCUGAGCUCUAUCCUGCAAAUGACUUCAGCUCACAGCUUUUGUAGGACUAUAGAUUUCGCUUGCAGCUGUUUUCUGUCCCUAUGAGUCAGUACCAAAUAGCCUCAGCAAGUCCCCGUAUUUGUAGGGAGACAAAUGAAUUCAUCUCACUGCGUCAAAGCUAAAGGGAAGCUGUCGUGGUUGAUGCGAAACACUAGACCAGAGGAGCACAGCCAAAGUGAAGACGGCUG
Molecule: messenger RNA, 7449 nt
Organism: Trichechus manatus latirostris (Florida manatee)
Lineage: Eukaryota; Metazoa; Chordata; Mammalia; Sirenia; Trichechidae
Gene: RNF24
Product: ring finger protein 24
Exons: 7
Coding region: 4639-5085 (148 amino acids)
Molecular function (GO): zinc ion binding
Source: RefSeq, a predicted model, not a curated record